GCUGAAGCCCCGCCGCGCUGCCUCCGCCCUCCCGCCUCAGAUUACCCGCCCGUCAGCAGCGCUCCGGCCACACAGCAGCCAGCCGCUCUCCGUCCUGCAGCACCGAGGAGCUCCGUCUGUCUACCGCCGGCUGAGUCUCUUCUCACCGCCGCCCUCCUCACUGCAGCGAGUGCGGCCGCGUCUCUCUCUCUCUCCGAGGCGGGGAGCGUCCGAGUCUUCGCGAGCGUUCUUCUCCAUUUCGCCCUUCGAGACAUAUGGAGAAAAUGGCCAGACCUCUUGCUGUCAACCCCGCGUUCCUGCCGCCGACUCACGGCGUGCUCAAGUCUCUGCUGGAGAACCCGCUCAAGCUGCCUUUCCACCACGAUGACGGAUUUGGGAAAGAAAAGGAGAAGGCGAAGAAGCUGGACGAUGAGAGCAGCGCAGCCAGCGAUCCACAGUCGGCCUUCCUCGGACCGACCCUCUGGGACAAGACCCUGCCCUACGAUGGCAACAACUUUCAGCUGGAGUACAUGGACCUGGAGGAGUUCCUGUCGGAGAAUGGCAUCCCCGCCAACACGGCCCAGAGCAACCAGGCUCAGCAGGCGGUGCAGCAACCGCAGGCGCCCCUCCAGCAGGCCCCGCAACCCGCCCCGCCCACACCUUCCGUGGUGGACCUCAGCAGCCGCGCCACCACCUCGGUUCACACGGGCAUGGCACCUCAAACCAGCCUCCACAGCCCCAGCACAGCAGCACUGCCCUCAUCCCGGGACACCCCCAGCCCCAUCGACCCAGAGUCCAUUCAGGUGCCCAUGGCCUAUGAGCCUGACCCAGCGGACCUGGCGCUGUCCAGCGUGCCUGGCCAGGAAAUGUUCGAUCCCAGGAAACGCAAGUUCUCUGCAGAGGAGCUAAAGCCACAGCCCAUGAUCAAAAAAGCCCGCAAGGUCUUCAUCCCAGAGGACCUGAAGGAUGACAGGUACUGGGCCCGGCGCAGAAAGAACAACGUGGCGGCCAAGCGGUCACGGGACGCGCGGCGGCUGAAAGAGAACCAGAUCGCCAUUCGUGCCGGCUUCCUGGAGAAGGAGAACGCCGCUCUCCGCAUGGAGGUAGCGGACUUGAGGAAGGAGCUGGGUCGCUGCAAGAACAUUGUGGCUAAAUACGAGGCCCGACAUGGGCCCCUGUGAGCCCCCCCCCACACUACCCCUCCAAAAAAAAUCCACUACAAGCCCCCCUCCAUCUCCUCCUCUCUCACCCACACUUUAUCGCCCUGCCCCAUUUUUGGAGUUUGAAGGACAAUGUGUCUCCUUUGGUGGCACUGCCCCCGCCCCCUCUUUCUCCCCCACCUUCCUCACCUCAUCCCAUUCCUCCCGCAAACCCCCCACACCCCCCAACACACACCUGUAUGAUUCUGUUAUUAUAACUGUCAUUUUGACUUCUUUCAUAAGCUUCGUUUUGUCUGUUCCUUCUUUUAUCUUACCUUACACAUCGUUCGACUGAAUAUAUUUACAUAUACAUAGAUUAAAAAAGCAUAUAUAUACAUAUAUAUAUAUAUAUAUAUAUUUACACAUGCAUACUUCCCACUUUAAUGUACGGUGAGGAGUCAUGAGCCAACCCACCAGCUGAGUCCACCCCACCCCCAUCCCCCCGUCCUCCUUUCAGAAAACAUGCUGUUUGUCGUUUUCAUACCAAUUUUAUACGUGACAUCGGGACUGAAAACUGUUGUUUCCUGUUUCACUUUUUCUUCUUCUUCUUCUUCUGCUGUGUUACAACCAUGUGAAGUGUUGUUGCUCGCCUCUACCUGAUCCCUCAUAUCUCUGGUGUUAUUAAGCCGUGUGUGAGGUUCAUUUUUUUCUUCUAUCAGCACCUACGAGCACCCUUUUCUUCUUCUUUUCUUGAUGUUCAUGUUUAUAUUUCAGUUGUCGAUCACAGCCCCGCCCCCCUUUUACCUCUGCGGCUAAUCUAGAACAGCACCGCCUGUAAUUUGUUUUCACAUAGCAAAAUUCAUGGUGUAGAUUUGCUUUAAUUUUUCUUAUGUUCAUUUUUGGUUUGUUUCUCUCCAUCGCCCGGACACUGAGCAAUAAUCCCUGUCCAGAAUUAAACAGACAUGACAGCCUCCAUGUUUCUUACCCACCUCCUGGCGCCCUGCCACCUCCCCCACCACUUGCAGAUUACUACCUAGUUUUAUCUCCCUCCUUUCAUCUCAGCACAGCUACGUUAACUAAGAAAACCUUAGUUUGCACUAAUGCGUGUCUCACAAUCUGAACUGGUGCAAUGUUUCAACUCACUCAAAAAAUUUCCUCUGCCUCAUAUUUAUCUACCUUUUAUUUCUCAGAUGGAAGAUUGUUUUUUAUAUAUAUAUAUAUAAAUAUAUAUAUAUAUAUAUAUACUAUUCAUAUUAUUUUUAGUAUUAAUACUACUCUGGACAUUGUUGUUGUUUAGCCUCCUUGUUUUCAGAUUUAAGCAUAAUUUCUUUAACAGAACGAAAAGCUACUUACAGAUUUAUUCUUUUCUUCUUUUUUUGCAAAGUUGUUCAUAAUUAUUUUUGCUUCUGCUUAACUUAGCAUGAUCGAUGAGUGUUUUUAUUUUAGGAAUCAACAGAUGUCUGUAGUCUCCCUCUUUGUAGCUCUAUGUUCGCCCUCUUUUUAAAGAUGGCUGUAUGAAUGUAAAAGAUGUUGACAACGAAAAAAAAAAGUUGGAUGGUGUUGUCCAAUACUGUGGUUAACCCAAUCAAUUUGUUUACUGCAAACCAAACGAUUCACAACAGAGAUGAUAUAUUGAUAACAAGAGAUAUGUUUAUAUAAACCUUUUAAGUUGUUCUUUUUGUACAGUAUUUUUCCUAUACAUUACUGAAGUAUGUAUUUUAAAGGCACAACAGAUUCAUAUUAUUAAAAGAUACAAGUAUAUAACUCAAAGACAAAUGCAUAUAGUGGUAUUUUAAUAUUCUAUAUUAGAUAGGAUGUGGUAGUUCUACAGAGAAUUAUGGAUUUUCAGCAGCACCCCAACCCCCGGGCAUUAUUAUCAUUAUUGAUAUUAUAUUAUUAUGAUGUCAUAAUAAUACAUCAAGUCACGUUAGUCCCCAUUCAACUCAACGGAAAAACUAAAUGCAGUCCAGAAGAGAGAAUGUACAGUUGGAGUCUUUUCUAGAAUCCACCAGCUCACAUCCAGCAAGAAAACACACACUUUGUUCAGCAUGUGUAGUGCCAUCACCUGACCCCCACCUGCCGCCGCCGCCACCCCCGCCCUGUCGUCACGUCCCGACACGAGUCCUCCAGCAGCAGCAGCAGCAGCAGCAGCUUCUCUGUCAGAGGCAGACAGCAUGAAGUUACUAUGAAGGAAGGGAAACUACUGCUGGUUACUGCUGCUGUGAGUGUGUGCGGUUGAUUCCUCCAGUCAGUGCAGUUGUAGCGCCUCCCUGAACCCGAGUGAUUGACACUGGGAAGCUUUUAUUUUUUCAAACAGAGGCUUACAGUGGAGUCCCCCCCAACACAGACUUGUUGUCGUGUAGAGCUGCAGAGGUUUUUUCAGUCAGGAGGAGUCGGACGUGGCCGACUUGUGUUUUUAAAGGUUGAUACUGACAUUUCUUAGGUGUGCAAACAUGAAGUAUCUGCAGCCAGUUAGCGUAGCUUAGCAUAAAGACUUGUGACAAAGAGAAACAGUUGGCCUGUUCACUUUGUGGCGCCUCUAGAACCAUUGUGUGUUGUUGUUUUUUACACUUUGGAGUGAAACCCGUGAGAUACAAGAUGUUAUUUAGUGAGCGUUAGAAGCACUGGUAGGUUGUGUUACCUUUGUUCAGAGCCAGGACAGCUGUCUCCUCAUGUUUAGUCUUUGCACUUUGUUAACCAGCUUAACUAAUUGUGUUAUCUUCAAGAAAAACAUUCACACAUUUGUGUGCUUGUAAUUAAAAACAUUCCACCGGCUGAAUAAUGGACACCAGCAGGAAUGAUUCCAUCCAGUAGUUCACUCUUCAAAUUUGUACCGUUCAGGCUGUCAACCAAUUUUGUAAAAAAAUAAAUAAAACAAAAAAAUACAAACUACACAUUAAACACAAAAUGUGUUUGUUGUGUUGAUUCUACAUGUCAAUGGAAUUGUAUCUGUUUGAUUUAAUCUUGUCAAACAUCAUGUGCACAAAUGUAGUAGUUUUAUUUUACUAUCGCAGCCCUGGACGUCCAUAAUUGUCCUCAGUGUGUUUUAAGAUGGUUGGUCAUAAGAUUUUUUUUCUUUUCUGGUUGUUAAAAAAAAAAAGAAACCUGAUAACAGGAUUUUAAAAAGUAAAAAGCCCAAACGUAACAAUCAGAAAAGUCAAUAUCGAACCAGUAAAUCUACAAACUGACACAUCGGUCUGAGCGGACUUGGCUGAACUUUUUCGAUUUGAUCCAAAGAUGUGUGAAAUGUAAAGUCAUUCUUUUUCUAUCCACGAACUGUAGUCAGAGUGUUUUUUGAGCUUUAGAGGAUGUUUCCCCUCUUGUGUCUUUUCUCGAGUGGGAACAGGGUUUGUAGAGAAGAGUGAAGACUGGAACGAUGCCUCCAGAAUCUGUGGAGCAUCUUUUUAAUAAACGUAAUAUAUACAUAUACAGGAAAAAGCCAAUAAUUCAUCCACACGUGUCCCAAAAUGACCUCACUGUUGAGUGAUUUCACUACCUCACCCGGAAACGUUAACCAUAAUUCUGAGUCUAUUCCAGUGCCUUGAAUACACUGACUGUUCCCCAGUCUCUCAGCAAUGUAAAGAUCUCCUCACAGCUCCACUCGGAUAGGUUCAGAUCUGCACUGAAGAGCUGCUUAGUGCAUCGAAAAUAUAUAUAUAUUAUAUACACACCGACAACUCUUCUCAUUUCUGAUUUUGGACAUUGCAACAGACUUGUAACCAUUGUAUUCAUGGCAACACCAACGGACUGUUUCAGAAUGUAUACAAAUAUGACACAAAGGAGUAUUGGGUCUUGUUUGUCAUGGAAUGGAUGCAUAACAUUUAUUUGUGCUGUUCAGCCCUCAGCCUCUCUGUCGCUCUGUAAUUUGUAGUGUCUAAUAAAAUCCCAA
Messenger RNA from Paralichthys olivaceus (Japanese flounder), 5007 nucleotides. It is a transcript of the gene hlfa, whose product is annotated as HLF transcription factor, PAR bZIP family member a. The record is from RefSeq and is a predicted model, not a curated record. Gene Ontology annotation, biological process: regulation of transcription by RNA polymerase II. Gene Ontology annotation, cellular component: nucleus. NCBI's taxonomy places the organism in Eukaryota, Metazoa, Chordata, Actinopteri, Pleuronectiformes, Paralichthyidae. Gene Ontology annotation, molecular function: DNA-binding transcription factor activity, RNA polymerase II-specific; RNA polymerase II cis-regulatory region sequence-specific DNA binding.